GAGCUCGAUAGCCUCAUCAAGAAGUUCGAGGAAAAGAAGGGCAGCUACAAGGUCGAGGUUGAUCUUCAGGCGCUGCGGGACUUCAAAGGUCGUGUCGUGGAUGCGGUCCCGAAGAAGCCGAAGCGGGACUUACCUCAGACGGUUGCCCUCAAGCAGGCGGUCAACCGAAAGGAGCAGGCUCAGCGGGACCUCGACGCGGCGACCACGGCGCUGCUGGCUGCCCAGCAGAAGGCCCAAGAGGCGCAGGCCCUUCAGGACGCGGCGGCCCUCAAGAUGGCAGAGGCGGAGGCAGACCACCAGCGCGUCCUUGACGAGUACUAUGCGCAGUCGAAGUCGGUGCCUGCACAGGCCGCCCCCCCAGUGCAAGGCUGGAAGGCCCCCGAGGUGGACGAGUCACUCUUCGAGGAGCUGGACAGCUACGAUGCCCAGGGCCGCGCCAAGCUCCUCAAAUUCAAGGCGGACAUGCAGUCAUUGGCAGAGUUGGUCAGCAGCGCGUAUGCGCAGUACAAAGAGUUCGAUGAGUUGGCGAAGCAGGCGAAGGCGGUGCAGCAGGCCCACCUGGAGAAGAGACGCAAGGCGGGCGGUGCUGAGGAGGAAGACGUAUUCGCAGUCCCUGGUGCGGUGCAGUCGCAGGAGGUGGACAAGGUUGCGGCCCAGGAGCCGACGGUGGUGGACGCGCCCAAGCAGCAGAUCGCUAUCGAGCGCGUCAAGGAGCAGUCGAAGGCCCACAAGUACCUCGACGAGACAGGUAACAAGAUGGACGUUUUCAUGAUGUGCGAGACGCAUGUGACAAAGGAUCAGAUCCCGAAGGUGAAGCAGUUCAUUGCUAUUAGGUCGCAUGUUGCGGCCACAGGUUUCGACGCGAUGCGGGAGCUGGUGCGCCAGCAGGGCCACAGGGGCCCGUUCUCAGGCUUUUCCGCGACCACGCUUCAUUUACGGGGAGGCAACUUGGUGGUCAUUGUGGCCUACCUGGUUCCCAAGGAUGGCUUUGGCGGCGUCAACGCGGCGAAGAUCAGUGCACUGGCUUCGUUUGUACCCUCCCUCACGGGCCCCUGGGUCAUCCUGGGGGAUUGGAACAUCCCGUUUCAGCGCAUGCAGAAGGAGGACUUCGUGUCUAAGAUUGGAGGCCAGCUGCUACGGCCUGAUGUGGACAUCACUUGCGACAAAGGCCGAGGCAGCCCCAUUGAUUACGGCAUUUGCAGGGGUGACCUCGUGCCGCGCCUCUCCCUCGAGGCGGCGCACCGAGUGCCUUGGAAGACGCAUUGUGGACUUCGGUUGCACGUGGGAGGUAUGGCGCAGGCGUGGCGGUACCGUGCUGCUGCAGUCCCGCGGCCACUUCCGCUACCUGUGCGACCACACCCAGCCCCAGACCCCACUAUCAAGACCUCGAUGCGGAAGUUGGAGAUGCAGAAAAGGAGGGCUGAGCAUUUGGACGAGCACCUGCAGGAGGCCUACGUGGAGCUCACGGACCACAUGGAGGUGGAGACCACGCCAGCCCCGUACCUCAUCCCACUCGAGGUCUGGAACAGGAGUACCUCGGCUGUGCAGGCUGAGGCUACGAUGACGAUGACGAUGGAGAUGGAGCAGACUGUUGGCGACCUCACGUAUGGCAACCCGCAGCAGUGGCAGGCCGUGGACCAGGUCACCCUGGAGUACGCGCAGUGGGUCACAGCGAUGGAGCACGCCACCUUGGAGGUCAGUGACGUCACGGACGGCAUGCGCGGCUCGUACCUUGGUAGGGCGUGCGGCUUGGGCUCUCGGCUCACUAAGGCGCGGCCCUCGCCUGGGCGGGCGCACAUGCGCUUUGCGCCUGCUGAACACAGGGGAGUGUGCACAACUCUGGUUGGUAGGUACCUGGCGCUGCGACUACACCACGCAGAUUUUCGUCAGCAACGCAAGUGCUUGAAGGACUUGGAGGCCCAGCUGAGCACCCUGAAGGCGUUGCCCCAGGAUGAGGUCUUUGGCAAGAAGGUUCUUGAGAUUGAGCGCCAGGAGGCUUAUGAGCUUGGCGCCCGCUUGGGGUCGCUCGAGGUGCAGCAGGUGAAGGAUGCGUUGACUAGUUUUGAGAAGUACCAUGCAUUGGCGCAGGCCCGUGGUUUUGCAGCGCAGGGGAGGAGCUUUACCUUGUGGGCCAAGGAGAUGUGGGCGCGCAAGCCUGGCGCCCUUCAUCGCCAUGUCAAGGAGCCACCUGCGCCCACGGUUGUCCUGAUUCCGAACUCGGCCGACCAGAUUGCGGACCCAGACACGGCAAUGGAGUACAAGGCGCGGUAUUGGGAGGGCAUCUGGACGGACCCUGUGGACACGCGGAGCCAGCUCACGGAGUACCUCGCCGCCUUUUCGGCUCAAGCUGCUGAG
This is a messenger RNA of Prorocentrum cordatum, 2355 nucleotides long. Lineage: Eukaryota; Dinophyceae; Prorocentrales; Prorocentraceae. The record is from the annotation of a GenBank genome assembly.